Messenger RNA from Adineta steineri, 6353 nucleotides. Lineage: Eukaryota; Metazoa; Rotifera; Eurotatoria; Adinetida; Adinetidae. The record is from the annotation of a GenBank genome assembly.
UAGUUCGAGAUACGAACUAUGUAAGAAUUUAAUAAUCAUAUACAAAUAAAUUCAAUAAAACAAAUUAAUAAAACAAACAUCUGAAAAAAAAUGAAAUCUUUCUUUUUGAAUAUUAUUGUUAUUGUUGUUGUUUGUUAUUAUUGUUGAUUUAAUAGCCAUAAUGAAAUGACAAAGAACGCUUUAUUGAAUUUUGAUUGACGAAUUUUAUUUUUGUAUUUUUAGAAUAAAUCUAAUGAAAAAAAUAAUCUAUUUUAGUUUAAUAAAAAAGAAAAAAACUCUUUCAAACUAUUUUUAUUAUGAAAAUUAAAGCGACAUCUAUGAAUAGAAGAAAGGUAGUUUCUAAGUAACAAACAUGUAGGAUGGUUAGUCGUGUUUGGUUUAUUCAUUUUUGAUAUUAUUCAAGUGCCUUACUGAUUGCAAUGACCGAUCAUCAAGAAUCGGCUAUUAGUGAUCCUCGUGCUACGCUAGAGAAUUUUUCUUCUCGUCAAGAAUCAUCUUUUCAAUAUGGUGAUCCAUCAAAACAUCAGACAAAGCAGACAACCAAUUCAAAAGAUGAAAAUUUAGAAAAAGAUGAACAAACUAUAAGCUAUCAAAUUGAUCCUUAUGACACAGAAGAAGCAGAUAAAAAGUUCCUGGAAUCAAAACCAACAUGUUUUCUUGUUCUUGGUAAACCCGGUGUUGGUAAAACAACUUUAGCAAGAAAAUUAGCUGAUGAUUGGCAUGCCGAACUUAUUAACAUUGCUGAUCUUAUUACAUCGAAUAUAAAACAAAAAACUGAACUUGGUGUACAUGCACGUGAUUUACUUAUUCGCGGUGAAGCAGUACCUGAUCAAAUGAUUUCACGAAUGUUAGAUAUUAAAAUGCGUUCACCUGAAGUUGCACAUCAUGGUUAUAUUUUGGAUGGAUUUCCAGUAAUGAAUGAAAAUAUAAUGAAAUUACGUGAUCAAAUGGAAUCUAUGAAGAAUUGGCCAUUACCACCGGAUUAUGUUAUUAAUAUUCGUAUACCUGAUAGUGACUUAAUAAAUAGACGUGAAGGUGAAAAAAUUGAUCCUCUGACUGGUGCAUUGUAUAUUAAAGAACAAUAUGCACCUACACCUGUUGAAAAGCCAGCUGAUAAACCAUCAGACGAUGAUGAUGAAGAAGAAGAUAGUGAUGGUGAUGACGAUGAUGAUGAAGAAACGGAAGAAGAAGAACAACCAGUUGACGAAUUUUUUGAACCAACACCCGCAGAAAUUGUCGAACGAUUAGUAACUCGUCCAGAAGAUAUGAUGCCAGAUGUUACGGAGAGUAUUAAAUUAUUUAAAGAUCAAUUAUUACGAAUGUUUGAAGAAUAUAUGGCUAGUUUACCACAUUCUUAUUUAAUUGAACUCGAUGGAAAUAUGUCACCAACAAUUUCAUUUCAACAAUUACUUGAACGUCUUAGUGCUUAUCCUAUAAGACGAGCAGCUCUUGUUCAACGAUUUUUUCCACCAGAAGAAACAGAAGAAGGAAUGAAUAAUGAAGGAGAUGAUAUGGAAGAAGGCGGCGAAGAAGAAGAAGAAGGAGGAGGAGGUGACAAAGAUAAUCAUGCUGAAGAAGCUCCACCUCCUGAUGAUAUGGAUACAGAGGAAUUAAUGCUCCUAUUAGCUGGAACUAAUCCUCUAUCUAACAGAUAUAAAUGGCAACGUAGUCGAUGGUUACGUGUUGAUCCAGUAGCUCUUAAACAAGGAAAUCGUGUACCUGGUAGACAAGAUCUAGCUGUACAUUUUAUGGAUAAAAUAUUCUGUCUUUCAAAUAAAGAAUCUUUGAAAGAAUUUCAAAAGAAUCCUCGACGAUUUAUUAAUGAAGCCCGACAACCAUGUAAACUUUUUCUUUAUGGUCCUCGAGUUUCUGGUGUUGAACAAUUAGCAAAGGAUCUUGCCAAGAAAUAUAAUGCAACUGUUAUUGAUAUGGUUGCAUAUUGUCAACCAAAAGUCGAUGAACUUCGUCAACAAUAUAUUGACAAAAUUCGUGAAGAAGUUCAACAAGCUACAAUUGAAAGAUUAAAACAAGAAGCCGAAAUUGAAGCUGCAGAAAGAUUAGCUCGAGAACCAACACCACCAGAAGAGCCCGAGCCAGAGCCAGAGCCAGAGCCAGAACCGGAAGUAGAUGUCAAUGAGGAUGGUGAACCAGCAAAUAUAGAAGAUGGCGAGACAAUAACUGAUCCAAAUGAUCUUGAACAAACAGAAAAACCUGCAAAUCCUGAUGGAGAAAAAGAACAACAGGAACAGCAGCAACAGGAGGAGCAGGAGCAACCUUCAGAAGCACCUGCUGGAUCAUCACCAGCACCAGUUACUCCUACACCUUCAUUGCCAGCACAAGAUGAAGCACCACAAGAAGAACUUCGUGGUUUAGGCCCUGAAGAUGAACAAACACAAGUUGAAGCAAUAACAGCUGAUCAUCCUGAAGUUAAAAAAGCUGUUGAACAAGCAAUUGAAGAAGCUCGUAAUGCUUCUAUUAAUGUUCCUGCAGAUGUUUUUGCUGAAUUAAUGUCACAAGCUAUUCAAAAAACUGAACAAGAACAACGAGAAAAAAAUCCUAAUGGACCUUUAAAUGGCAAUUGGAUAUGUGUUAAUUCUCCAUAUGAUAAAGAAACAUUUGCACUUUUAAGUGAAAAACAUAUUCAACCAGAUGAUGUUCUUGUUUUACAAGAUACUAAUGGACAAUUAGAAGCAUUGCAAAGGCGUUGGUAUAAAGCAAAUCGAGCUGAAAUUGAUAAAGAAAUCCAUGAACGUGAAGAACGUGAAGCUAUUGAAAGACGUAUUCAAGAAGAAGAACGAAAACGACAAUUAGAAGAAGCGAAACUACUUGCUGAACAAGAACGACAAGAACGUUUAGCUGAAAGACAAAGAAGAAUUGAUGCUGGUGAAUCGGUUGAAGAUGAUGAAGAUGAAGAAGAUGAUGGAACAGAUGAAAAAGAAAUGGAACAAGCUAUACUUGAUGAUCGAAAUUAUGAACCAAAAAAAGAAGAUUUAAUUGAUAAAAUUCCAGAAACAAUACUAGAAGAGGAUGAAUCACCGAGUAAAGAAGGUGACAAAGAAAAAGCAAGUACUACUGAUCCUCAUCGUGGUCCACCAUCAAUCUCACCAGUUCCACGUGAUCAAGAAAUUUUACCACCAGCUGGUAUUGAACGAGAUACAUUUGUUCAACAGGCUCGUGCUGAUAUAACACAAAUCAAUGAAUUAAUAACAGCAAUAGCAAAUGCUUUUAGUAUUGAACCUGUCUACAUUGAAUUAAUGAAAGAUGAUGGAGAAAAAUUAAAAACAAAAGAUGAAUUAGUUCAAGAAUCAUAUGAGGCACUUGAAAAACAAUUUAAAUAUGCUCCUCUUGAAAUGGAUGAUACAGAAGACGGUGGUGAUGCUGAAGAAGAAGCGGAAGAAGGUGAAAAUGAAGAGGAAGCAGAAGAAGGCGAAGAAGAAGAAGUUGAUUUAUUUAAACGUGAUAAAAAGAAACAUCUUGGUGAUACAAGUAUUUAUGAUCCAGUAUCAUUAUUUGAUAAGAAUGUUCUUGUACCUGGUAAACCAGAUUUACCUGUUACAUAUAAUUCUAAAACAUAUCGUUUUGCUAAUGAUGAUAAUCGAAGUGCAUUUUUACAAACACCAUUGAAAUAUUUAUCAGCUACAAAACCAUCAAAAUUACCAGCUAUUCGUAUUUGUUUAAUUGGACCAGAAGCUGUUGGAAAAAGUUUACAUGGACGUGAAUUAGCUAUGAAACAUAAUACAUUUCAUAUUAAAUUUCGUGAUCGUUUACAAGAAUUAAUUAUUGGAAAAACUAAAGUGAAAGUUGGACCACAAUAUAGUGAAACACGAGAUGAUGAUGAAGCGGAAGAAGAAGAACCAAAACCGGAUAAACCAGCUGAUGAAACUGAAGAAUUAACAGCUGAAGAAGAAAAUAUUAAAGCUUAUUUACAAGAUGGUGAACCAUUAACACCUGAACUUCUUGAUAGAAUUGUUAAACCAUGGUGGACUGAAGAACCAUAUCGUUCACGUGGUAUUGUUGUUGAAGGUUUUCCAGCUGCAGAAGAUGAAGUUUUUUAUAUGAUUGAAAAUCAAUUAAUACCAGAUCUUGUUAUUGAUCUUGAAGCCGAAAGUAAAGAUCUUGUAAAACGAAUAUUACCAAAACGUUUAGAACAAUGGACAAAGAAAAUGCAAUUAAAAAAAAAUAAACGAACAGAUAAGAAAGCAAAAAAAGAUCGUGAUCUAAAGAAAAGAAUGGAUGUACGACGAGCUGAAUUGGUUCAAGAACGAGAAAAACGUAUUGAAGCAGGUGAAACAGUUGAAGAUGAUGAAAUUGAACAAACAUUAACCGAAGAAUUUCAGGGCGAAGAAGAUGAUGUUGAAGCAGAAGAAGAAGAAGAUAUAAUUACAGCAAAAGGUCGUAUUACUGAAAUGAUUGAACAACAAAUAACUGAUGUUAAAGAGAAAAUUGAAGGAGUUAAAAAAAAUUUUCAAGAAGAAUUUGUUCCAUAUGCAACUAUCAAUGCUGCAGAUAAACCUCGUUAUGUUAAAAAUCGUAUAAUUAAAAAACUCGAACGAUAUAUAACAUUACGUCAAAAUCUAUUCGAACGUGUUUAUCCUAUAAAACCACAAUUAGCAGAAAAAUUAAUCGAUAAUGGUUAUUUACAUUAUUCAAAAUUUGGAAAAUUUUGUCCUGUAUCUUUACAUAAUGGUGAUUGUUUUCCACCAGCAUUUGGACCUGAUAAACCACCACGUACUGCUGUUUAUCGAAAACAUGUUUAUUAUUUAGCUGAUGAAGAAGCACGAAAUGAAUUUAUCAAAAAUCCUAUGCUUUAUACACAACAACCACCACCAAAAUCUCUUGUUCCAGCUAAAAUAGCAUUACUUGGUCCACCCAAAUCGGGCAAAACAACUGUUGUUAAACGUCUUAUUGAAGAACUAGGCUGUAUGCGCAUAUCAAUAGGUGAUGCAAUUCGAUAUAUAUUAGAGAAACAGCGUCAUACAGUUCUUGGUAAAGAUCUUCAAGCAUUACUUUUAAAAGGUAGUGAUAUAUCACCUGAAACAGCUAUUCGUUGCUUGGAAAUUACACUUAUGAAUGCGAAAUGUCAAACACGAGGUUUUAUUCUUGAUGGAUUUCCUUUAACAAAAAAACAUGUAGAAUUACUUACGGAAAAAGGUAUUAUUCCAUAUAAAUUAUUUGAAUUAGAAUGUGAUGUAACUGAAUGUACAAAACGAGCUAUGAAAGAUCGUAGUGAACCAAGUCGUCAAUUUCCAUUACCUGAUAGUCCUGAAGCUAUAGCAUAUAAAUAUGCUAUUUAUCAACAUGAAAUUUCUCCUGUACGUCAAUGGUAUACAGAAGAACAUAAAAAUUGGAUGAUUAUUAAUGGAAAAAAUAAUAAAUGGAUUAUUUGGGAUCAAAUAGCAAAAGAAACAGCGAAUGUAACAAAACAAAUUCAAAAUUAUAUUGAAAGAAAAUCAUCAAAUAAAGCAGCUAGCAUAGCUGAUCUAUGUAUUUUACCAAAAGAAUUAUUAGAUCGAUUAGGAGAAUAUGAACAUUUCUGUCCUGUUUCAUUAACAUUACAUGAUGAACUUAUUGAUAUGUCAGCUACUACAAAAACAGAUUAUGUUGCUGAAUAUAGAGGACGAUAUUAUCGUAUGGCUGGACCAAAAGAACUUCAACAAUUUUUGGAUGAUCCUGAACGUUUUGCUCCACUUGAACCUCAUAAACUACCACCACCAUUAAAUCGUCGACCACAUCGACGAACUGAAGCAGAAGCAAAAGCUUUAUUUCCUAAACCAGUUGAAUUUGCUAGUUAUUGUCCAGUAACUUAUUUCACUGGUGGCAAAAGAUACGAAUGUCUUGUUCUUGGUCAACAACAAUAUACUGUUGAAUAUCGUGAUAAAGUAUAUUUUAUGUUAGAUGAAGAAGCACGAGAAAAAUUUAUGAGACAACCAGAAAAAUAUUGGAAUAUUCCUAUACCAAAUAAACUUCCGCCACCUAAAACAUCAAUUGAUCUUAUUAAUUUACCAUGUCUUGGUUAUUUAGAACAAACAAUUGCUCAAGCAAUUAUUAAAAGUUUAACAGCAACUGGAUGUUUUAAACCAAAAUUUCCAUUUUUAUCUAUUAAAACAUCAGCAUUAAUCUAUAUGGCUUAUCAUCUUAAAGCUUAUAAUACCAAAAGUUCGGAUUAUUUACGUCGAAAAUUUCGAAGAAAAUUAUAUAUAUUCGAAGAGCAAUGUGAACUGAUUAAUUAUUUAGCUGAAAAAACAACAGUACGUUAUAAAAAACCAGAAAAACGAACACCGGAUUAUAAUAUUAAAUAUGAAACAUUUUUUGCCUUACAACAUAAUGUGCCUACUUUAAAUUGGUUAACAUAA